Molecule: messenger RNA, 915 nt
Organism: Yamadazyma jaroonii
Lineage: Eukaryota; Fungi; Ascomycota; Pichiomycetes; Serinales; Debaryomycetaceae
Source: the annotation of a GenBank genome assembly
AUGGAUAGUGAACAGUUGAAGAAUUUAGGUAAUGUGGCCUUCUCUCAUAAGAAUUAUGAUGAUGCCAUUACCCUUUACACAAAAGCUUUACUUCAAGAUGAUACCAAUCCCAUAUUAUUCUCCAAUAGAGCCAUGUGUCAAAUAAAGUUAUCUAAUUGGGAUAGAGCCUUACAAGAUUGUGAUAGUGGAUUAGCAUUGGAAUGUGACGAUAAGACCAAAGUCAAAUUACUUUUCAGGAAAGCUACGACGUUUAAAGGUAUGAAAUCUAUGAAGUUGGCAUUGCAGUACUUCCAGAAGGUGGUGGAUUUAGAUCUGUCUAAUGAAGCUGCUUUGAAAGAGAUCAAGAGUCUUAAUAUUGAAGAACCUCAUAAUAAGAGAAUACCCAUCCCCAUUGAAAAAGUCGAUAAACUCCCAGAAGAAUAUGAAGCAUUAUUGAACGACAGACCACCACCAGUACCAUCAGUUACCCAAGAGAUAGAAAACCCUGGUAGAGUAUCAAAAGAGAUCGAUGAGUUAUUUGGUGAUAAACCCAAACCUCAACCAAAACCUACAUUCGUUGAAAGACCUACUACAUCUCCAUUGAUGGCAUUGAAAUCUAUCCCUGGAGCCAAUCGUGAUAAAGCAUAUACUUAUGUGAUAAAUCUCCCCGUAUCAUCAUUAGUUGAUGAUUUCUCCUUUGGUAUGGAACCUGAUUUCUUGAGUUUUUAUGUUGAAGCUGCUGCUCAUGUUUCUUCCAAUAACUCCGUCAAUGGGUGGGAUACUUUGAUUUUGAACAACUUUCAACAAUUAUCUAAAGUCAAAAGAUUCGACAUCUCCAAGACUUUUAUAAAACAAGAAGAUUUAAAUACUUUGUUGGCUAAUGUAUCGUCAACGAACCCUGAUUUACUUCCACAUUACGAAACCAUAUUUCAAUAG